Molecule: messenger RNA, 138 nt
Organism: Priceomyces carsonii
Lineage: Eukaryota; Fungi; Ascomycota; Pichiomycetes; Serinales; Debaryomycetaceae
Gene: RPL37B
Product: 60S ribosomal eL37 domain-containing protein
Exons: 1
Coding region: 1-138 (45 amino acids)
Biological process (GO): translation
Cellular component (GO): cytosolic large ribosomal subunit; ribosome
Molecular function (GO): RNA binding; structural constituent of ribosome
Source: RefSeq, a predicted model, not a curated record
AUGAGAUCUUACAACUGGGGUCAAAAAGCUAAGAGAAGAAGAACUACCGGUUCCGGAAGAAUGCAAUACUUGAAGUACGUCAACAGAAGAUUCAAGAAUGGAUUCCAAUCUGGUGUCGCUAAACCACAAACCGCUUAA